CGUCCUCGUCAGUCGAAAAAUAUCGUUUUGAAGACAGACGAAAGCAAAAUGUUCGCCAAGGUCGCCAUUUUCUCGGUCCUCGUUGCCGCGUCCUACGCCGGAGUGUUCCAGCUGCCCCAGCACCAAGGCUACGGUGUCCAAGAGCACCAGGACUACUACGCCCAUCCCAAAUACGAGUUCAACUACGGCGUGCAGGAUCCCCACACGGGAGACCACAAGACCCAGCACGAGGUCCGUGACGGCGACGUUGUCAAAGGCUCUUACAGCGUUGCCGAACCUGACGGCACCCUCAGGACAGUCCACUACACGGCCGACGAUUACAACGGUUUCAACGCGGUCGUCGAGAAAUCCGGACAUCCUGUACAUCCCGCUCCCGUAGCCUAUCACCAUUAGAGUCCUUCUGUAGUUUAUAGAUAUUUAUUUUUGUUACU
This is a messenger RNA of Cylas formicarius (sweet potato weevil), 431 nucleotides long. Its product is annotated as cuticle protein 19-like. Lineage: Eukaryota; Metazoa; Arthropoda; Insecta; Coleoptera; Brentidae. Gene Ontology annotation, cellular component: extracellular matrix. The record is from RefSeq and is a predicted model, not a curated record. The transcript is spliced from 2 exons. The coding region runs from base 49 to 393 and encodes 114 amino acids.